UUUGCACAGAGGACGAAGGAUGGCAGAGAUACCGCAAGGGGCCGUCAAGGAACCGCUCGUGGCCGAGCCCACGACCAAACCAGACCCAGCACCGGCAGCGACGUUGCCACAGCCACAACAUGACCAGGACGUGUACGUGCCGAUCCAAGACUCGCCACAUUCGCGCAUGUCGGAGAGCAACAACCGGGACACUGGCUUGUCAAGACGUACGCUGUCCCAAUCGAGCGCACGGUCGUUCCGCGCGUCCCGCCGGUCCACGUCGCGUGUCCGUCUAAGUCGUCUCGAGUCGAUGAUUCACGAAGAACACUCCAAGGCCCUCAUCCCGUCUGCCGUGCUUUGGAUCACAGUCGGCAUCGCCCUCAUGGGAGCAUUUCAAUUUGGCUGGUUGUUGUCCCAGCUCAACUAUAAACCGUUCAACGCAAAGUGCAGUGAUUCCGUGAUCCCUGUCGGUAGCUGCAUCAUGUUUCCGCGUCAUUCGUCCACGGAAUGGACGAUGGCUGUCACGUCGUGGAUUGUCGGUGGGGCCAUCGGUGCCAUGGCUAGCGGAUACCCUGCCGACAAGUUUGGUCGCAAGCGAACGCUCUUUCUCAACGCGCUCGUGAUGAUUGUCGGCGCCACAAUUCAAGUCAUCGCGAGCGACAUUUACACGUUUUCAUUUGGCCGCAUGAUCUCGGGUAUUGCGUCCGGUGCUGCCAUCAACGUGUGCAACGUCCUCAUCAGUGAAAUCUCACCAUGCCAGAUGCGUGGCAUGUUUUCCACCGGCCUCCAAGUCGGUGUUGCUGUCGGGUCGCUGGCUGUCACGACGGCGCACUACGCGCUGAACGCAGAAGAGUUUUCAUGGCGCAUUCUCGUGGGUUUCCCCAUCGUGUUGGGGGGGCUGCAAGUGCUGCUCAUGCCUCUCGUGACCCUCAGUCCCGUGUGGCUCGUGGCCCACGGCCGCUUUGACGAAGCGGGUGUGGAACUGUCGCGCUUGUAUCGUCCGACCAACACCCAGGCCAUUUUGAACGCUCUCAUCGCCGCGCACGAAGAAGAACGCAAGGAAACUGCUGGCGUGAAUCCGUGGAAAGCCAUGUUCUCUUCCAAGUACCGCACCCAACUCAUCAUUGCGAUCGUCCUGUGUGCGGCGCAGCAGUUGUGCGGCAUCAACGCCGUCAUGUACUACUCGAGUAGCAUCUUUGCAUCAGCGGGGGUGACCGAUCCUCGCGUCGGCAACACCAUCGUGAACGUCGUACGGACAUCCAUGAUCAUCCUGGCGGCGUACGUGAUGGACAAGUUUCACCGCCGCACGCUCCUCAUGGGCGGUAUGUUUGUCAUGGCAAUCGCUGCCGUCGGUGUCAUGUUGUCCCUCGUGUACAAAAGCGCGAUUGUGUCCGUCACGUCGACGGGGGUGUUUGUCGGGGCAUUUUGCUUGAGCAUCGGGCCCAUGGGGUGGAUGGUUUCGUCCGAGAUCUUUCCCGAUUUUUUGCAUGCAAACGCGGGCAGCAUCGGCACCUUAUUUACGUGGGUCUCCAACUUUCUCGUGGGUGUGUUUUACCCGGCGCUGUCGAGUGCCGACAGCCUCGGCACGUACGCGUUUUUGAUCUUUGUCGCUUUACUGGUCGGGUUCGUCGUGUUUGUGUGCGUCGUCGUGCCUGAAACCGGACACAAGACGUACGUUGAAAUCCAAGAAGCGUUUGGCAUCAAAGACACGCCCGAAGCAAAUCCGGCCGACGGCGACGAUGACCCGUGGGCGUGUGAUGAAGAGCCGCCCAAGAAACCCUUCUAGACACUACGCGCGCACCAACCAGCGAGCCGUAGUCAGCGCAAUUUAUAAGUGGCAUCGACUCGCGUUUUUUUCUUCUGCAUCACAGCAAAUGGUAAAUCAAGGUAUGCGCAUACCCACAGGCUGGAGAGAGCCACGAAUAGCAGAAAAAAUCUCGCACACGCCCUCGACGAGAAACAAGUUCAACAUGGUAUCCACC
Molecule: messenger RNA, 1961 nt
Organism: Aphanomyces invadans
Lineage: Eukaryota; Oomycota; Saprolegniomycetes; Saprolegniales; Verrucalvaceae
Exons: 1
Coding region: 20-1765 (581 amino acids)
Biological process (GO): monosaccharide transmembrane transport
Cellular component (GO): membrane
Molecular function (GO): hexose transmembrane transporter activity
Source: RefSeq, a predicted model, not a curated record